AUGCGCUCCUUACUUCAUUUCGCACUUCCUGCGCUCCUCCUCGACUCGUUGGCAGCCGCCAUCAGCAUCACCGAGCCAACCGCGAACUCAACCUUCGCCGCCGGCUCAGCCAUCACCGUCAACUGGACGACCGUCGAUACAGACCCCUCGUCCUUCAGCCUGUAUCUCUGGAACUUCGUCUCGUGGCCCCCGUCCUACGUCGCCCUGGCCACCGACAUCCCCACGGCCGACGAAUCCCACACCGUGCAAAUCCCCUGCGACACCAACCCGGAGUGGGGGUACCAGCUCAGCGCGAUCAACGGCACAAACGUCUACAUCAUCUACGCCCAGGGCGAGCGCUUUACUAUUGACUCUCCGGCUGAUGGCGAGAGCUGUGUCGACACCGUCCCCUCUAGCUCCGCUACGCCUUCGCCCUCUACCUGCGACGCGACGACCGUCUAUGUCACGGUGACUCCCACCGCGUCCAGCCACCACCAUGGCCACCACGCCUCUGUCUCUCCUAGCCUGUCAACCCCCACUGCUGUGCCUUCUUCAACCAAGUACACGAAGCCUGGACUUGUGCCGAAAACUAUUGGCUGGCAGUCGGACUAUGAUCAUCCCGUCACCUUGGACCACCCCCCUGUUCCGACUGCGGCGCCUGAAGAAGUUGGAGAGAGCAGCACAAAGCCAGUCCAUGUUGUCACCGUUACGACCACUAUUGGCGUGCCGGCUCCGGCUGGGGAUGAUAGAUGUCCGGCUGUCUAA
Molecule: messenger RNA, 744 nt
Organism: Aspergillus mulundensis
Lineage: Eukaryota; Fungi; Ascomycota; Eurotiomycetes; Eurotiales; Aspergillaceae
Product: GPI anchored serine-threonine rich family protein
Exons: 1
Coding region: 1-744 (247 amino acids)
Source: RefSeq, a predicted model, not a curated record